GUCGAAUAUCAUCAACAUUAGAGUCAGCCCAGAACUACUAAAAAAUUUUGUAUUGUUGGAAAAAUUAAAUAUAUAUAAUGCGCACAGUGCUUUUGAGCAAAUCCGAUGAGCUCUAUCUGGAAAAGUGCGCUCAGGAGCACAGUUUCUCGUACGGAAUUAUCAUUGGUCACCAAGCAGAUGUCAGCAAGAGCAUUGUUGUUCACCUGGCCCGCAACAGCGAGGAAGAUGCCGACCUGGAAGAUCUGACCGACGUGCGAUUAACCAUACGCGACAUCAACUCACAGGCCUUGGCGUCCCAAUGGCUUAGCGCCAGUAAAAUGUGUCCCGGAUCCUUCGACGUCAUAGGCAUAUUCAUCGCUUCUGUGCGUCCGGAUGUGGCGAAUGAGCGCAGCGAGGAGUUUAAAAAUGCCAAAAAAGUGUUUUCUGACGUCUACGACUUGUUACUUAAGACCAACAACUCCUUUGGAGUCUACACCACAGACAUGGCACAAACGGACUUUGUAUUCCUUUCCUACUCUUUGGCCGACAAAACUCUGCUCUGCAAAAACUAUACCUAUGGAAACGGCGGCACAUUUUCGAACAUGGACUUUCGCUUUGUUGAGAAACCGUUCGAGUGGAUUCAGUUUGAGUGCAAUUACGACUUGGAUGAUGUCAUACCCAUUGUGGACACCACGAGGCGCAUUAACAUUGAAGAACAGUUUCAAAACAUUAUAUCGACGAUUCGCAAAUAUCUGAUCGCCAGCGAGGUAUUCCUGCAGAACGAACUAAUCGACGACACAAUGGAUUUGCAGACGUUCAUCAAAAAGAAAAAGCUGAAGGAUGAUAAGCUUAAGACAAAUUCGACCACUUCAGCAGGAGGUGCAGCCAACCCAUCGGCUUCUUCGGCUGCAUCUUCAAUGCAUUUACUAUCGCCCAUUGAUAGUUCCAGCGGUGGCGUCAUCAGGGCCAACAUCAUAAUGCCCGUCAAAUGUCAGCUGGACAAUCCAAUGGAUAUAAAGGUGCGAGAGUUCAGUGGGACUUUGCGCAUGAGCGGCAUGAUCUUCUCACGAGUCUAUUGCAACCCACGAAACAGUAUAGCAGACGUGAAGCGUUACUUGCGAGACGAUGUGCUGCGCUCGUUGAUCACACGCAUCCAGGUCUACUGCGAUGGUCUGACCGAUCCACACGUUAGCAACGAGGCGGUUUACAUAAGCGAGCCGCCGAGACGCGUGUUCUUCGCCAUACCCUCGGAUGGUAGCAGUACGUCGGGCAACGCGGUGCAGUUCUCUGAAUACUUGUUCCGCGGUGAAGCGCCCACUGUGGUCGUAGCUCAGGCCAAGCAGGUUCUUGAUGUCGAGCUGGAUCCGGAGACAAUUUACCUGGACGCUGAGGGGUUGCCAGAUGAUGUGAAUUUUAAUUCGAUGCAAACAGACACAGAAGGAGAGGAGAGCCGCAGGCUGACCAGCACAAUGCCAAAGCGGGAAUUGUCUCGUAGUCUCUAUAUGGUAGGCAUUGCGGUGGCUCUCCUGGUGCUGCUUGCCUCGGUGGCUCUCCAUUACACAAUGAACGGAUAAUAGUGCAAGCAGCUGAAAGCUGGCUAUUGGUUGAAUGUUCGACUAACCAUUACACCACACGAAAACACACAGCCCAAUCCAUUUUGAUAUGGCGCAACAUAAAUCUUGUGAUGGUUUUUUUUAUUAUUAUAUUAUAAACCAAGGUGUACUCUUACUUUUAGUAGAAGAAGUGUAAAAAUGUCCCGUUAUAUAGUUAUAUUAUUAAAGCCUGGACGGGCAGCAUUUAAUACUAAUGUAAUAAACUAAACUAAUGCAGAA
Drosophila arizonae is the source of this 1811-nucleotide messenger RNA. RefSeq names its product protein odr-4 homolog. Gene Ontology annotation, cellular component: endomembrane system. The record is from RefSeq and is a predicted model, not a curated record. NCBI's taxonomy places the organism in Eukaryota, Metazoa, Arthropoda, Insecta, Diptera, Drosophilidae. Gene Ontology annotation, biological process: intracellular protein localization.